Molecule: messenger RNA, 1776 nt
Organism: Anthostomella pinea
Lineage: Eukaryota; Fungi; Ascomycota; Sordariomycetes; Xylariales; Xylariaceae
Source: the annotation of a GenBank genome assembly
AUGUCAUCGUCAACACAGGUCUCAGCCAGGGCUGCAGAUGGCGGUGCUCAGGCUGCGGCGGCACUAGCAGCGUGGUUGGCGGCACGACAGAAAGAUAACGCAGCGGUCCUGACUCAAUAUUCCAUCUACCUGAGUGUCCUCAUCGGCAUUUUCAUCGUGGCUCACUGGCUACGCUACACGGCCGUCCGGCUUCAGUGGUCACGAUCCGCGGUGUUGUACCCUUUCGUCGCUCUGUCAAGAGCUGUACGAAGAAUGUUCAUCAGACGACUCCCUGGAUUCACGUCCGUCGGACAUGCCAUGGUCGUGACCGUCUUCGUGGCUCUGAAUGCCACCUUCAGUUUCUAUCGAAUCGACGUCUCUCAGCCUACUGAUCUGGCGGCCCGGUUUGGAUGGAUGGCGGCGGGAAAUAUGGCCUUGGUGGUCUUCCUAGCUCUGAAGAACACCCCACUCGCUUUCCUCACAGCAUAUUCUUACGAGCGCCUGAACGGUCUACACCAGAUUGCUGGAUACACGACGCUUCUCUAUGCUAUACUGCAUGGAACCAUCUACCCCGCGUACUUCAUCAAAGCAGAGCAGUGGGAAGUUCUCCACCUGGAGAUAGUCAAUGCCGGCAUCGUGCUCGGCUUCGCCACGCUCUCCACGGUCCUUGCCGGCACGAUUCUGAGGCGACUCAACUACGAGCUGUUCUACAUCGUCCAUCUGGUGCUCUUCGUCGUCAUCGUCGUUGCUCUGGGCCUACACCGGCCAAGCUUCGAGAAAUUCAAAAUCCUGAUCGUGACCGUCCUGAUCGCGGCCAUGUGGUUCGCUGAUCGACUCAUUCGCUUCGGCCGGCUAGUCUACAACAGCAUCAACAACGAGGCCGAGAUCUACGCCCUGCCCAAUGGCGGCACACGGAUAGUCAUCAAGAAGCACUUGUUCCGUGCACGACCUGGAAAGCAUUGCUACGUCUGGCUUCCGCAGAUUCGUGCCUUUGAGACACACCCCUUUACCAUUGUCGCUAGUGACCCCCUCGAACUCAUCGUCAACACCUACAGUGGCUUCACGAAGGAUCUUCACGACUACGCUGCUCGAAAUUCCGGACGAAGUCUGAAGGUUUCAGUCGAAGGCCCCUACGGUACCUUACCUGACCCCAUGGACUAUGAUAAGGUAGUCUUGGUGGCAGGCGGAGCGGGUGCUACUUUCACAUUCGGCCUGGCUGCGGACAUGCUCCGAAGGAUGACUGAAGAUUCGAGGCAGCAGAUUGACUUCAUCUGGGCCAUCAGAGAAUACAACAAUCUGUUAUGGUUCACACAGCACCUGAACAAUCUCCGAAUGCACAGUCACGCUCCAAGGAUUGCCCUAAAGGUCCAUCUCACGAAGCUUACGACCACUUCGCCUUUCAGCAGUACCGGUAGCGCGCUAUCCGAUACCUCCAGUGGCCACUCCCCAAUCUUACCGAUACAGAAGAAUGCAGAGUACCCAGUGAUUAGCGGACCGACAUCACCCGUCUCGCCUGUGUCUCUCGAUUCUGAGAAAAAUGAAAUCAAGGAGGUAUACCGUCAAAUGGAGCCAACCUCAGCCACGACGAGCUCUUCUGAUCUAACGCUCAUACACGGCCGGCCUGACACGGAGGGGCUGAUCAGGGCCGCGGUGCGGUCCGUUGGCAAGGACCAGAGGAUACUGAUCGCUGCGUGUGGGCCCAACGGCCUGUUGGAUGUUGUGAGGAAUACUACGGCUAGUUGUAUCAGCGUCGAUGGGCCUGCUGUCGAGCUCCACUGCGAGCAGUUCGGUUGGUAG